Messenger RNA from Diversispora eburnea, 1857 nucleotides. The record is from the annotation of a GenBank genome assembly. NCBI's taxonomy places the organism in Eukaryota, Fungi, Glomeromycota, Glomeromycetes, Diversisporales, Diversisporaceae.
AUGACUUAUGAAAUUAUUUGUAAUUUAAUCUUUAAUAGUUGUAAUUAUCUUCGUGGUUUAACUUAUCAUUGGAAAGAAGAAUUUAAUACUAUCAAAUUAUUGGAUUACACGAAAUUUUCUCGAUUUCAUCAAGUAAUUUAUAAUCUUCGCAUAUUUAAAUUCGAUUAUUGUUGUUUUCCUACUCCAGUUACUCGAAAUCUUCUUUCCACCAUUUCAAAAUUUAAUAAUAAUAUUCAAUAUUUAUUAAUUAACACGGAUUAUUAUGUGGGUUCGGAAUUGAUGAAAAUUAUUUUACAAUUUAUUAAAUCACAAAAAAGGAUUAAAGUACUUUCAAUUAACGUUUGCCUUAAUUUGGAUGUUGAUCCCGAAAUAUUAUAUCAAUCAAUUCAAUUUCAUUCAAAUACCUUAACUCAUUUAAAAUUAGAUGCCAUGAAUGAAUUUGAACAAUUAUUAAAAUUAUUAGUGACUUGUAAAAAUUUAAUAACUUUAGAAAUUUUAGGUUUCGAUCCUGAAAUGAUUCCUUACCUUGAUGAAUUACCUAUUAUCCCUCAAAUUAAUAUUAAAAAUCUUUAUUGUUUACCAAUUAUGAAUAGAAAUCAAAAAGGAAAUUCUAGUGAAAUUCAAUUAUUUUCAAUUAUUUAUCUUCUCAAAAUGACAAAUUUUAAUCUUAAAUCUUUUACUUAUUUAGCUAAUUGUACACCAAAUCUUAUGAACAUUAUUAAAUAUAAAUGUUCAAAUAUUACUCAUCUUACAUUUCUUUUAUCCGAAGAAAAAAAUAUUCUUGAUCUUUGUGAUCUCUUAAUGAAUUUACCAAAUUUAGAACAUUUAUCAUUAAAAAUAAGUUCAUCCGAUUUAGAAAUUUCCGAUAAAUUCAUUAUUCAAAAAUUAGCUAUCUCAAUUCCUUAUACUUUAAAUACUUUAGGAAUUUAUUUCUUUUUAACUACCGAAUGUUUGAAAAUUUUAUUAACCAAUUGUAAAUCAGUUAUUAGAGUUUUAACUUUACCUUGUAAAUAUUAUUAUAUAACUGAUGAAAUAUUUGAAAUUCUCAAAAAUUAUUAUUAUGAAAAAGUGAAUGAUCUUGAUCAUGAUCAAGAUUAUUGUUUAAAAGAAUUUCGAUAUUCUUUAUUUUCUGAAGGCAACAAUGCAUCCAUUUCUAUUAAACAUAAUGAAAAUAUUCAAAAAUUAAAAUCAUUUAUUCCGAUUGUCGAUGUGGCAAAUUCAUUUUCUACUCCUUUUUAUGGUGAUGCUUUCGCUCAAGCUUACACAAAAGAAAUUACCAAAUUAUUUAAUAAAUUUGAUAGUGACCUUGAAACUGAUUUAUUUAAUAGAGUGUCUGGAAUGAAAAAAAGUACUAAAAAAGAAAUUUAUAAUUCAUGCGUGAAUAUUAUUAGUGAUACCGUGAAAACUUUUGAAUCAAAUCUAGUUAACGUAGUUAAAGAUUCCAUUUUUAAUCAAGAACCUAAAUUCAAAGGUCAAUGUCAAAAUCCUCAUAGAGUUAAGCAACCACCUAAAGGUGUUAAUUGGACUUUAAGUGAUUGUCAAAAGCAAGAUUAUAUUUGUGGGAAUCCUCCAGCGAUUUGUCAUUUUAUGGAGUCUAUAGUGAAACCAAGAAAUGUCAAGAACAUUAAUAAAAAUUUCAUUACAACCUUUACAAAAUCCUCCACAUUUUUAAAUAAAAUCUCUAACUUAAUUUCAUCAAAAGUAGAUGACAAAAGUAAAGCAAAAGCUAUCAUCAAUAACUUUAAUAAUUCUCUUAACAAUUUUCAAAAAAACGUUUUUAGUAAAAACUUUUGUACUAAAAAAGUUUGCGAUCAUUACGAUAAAAAUAUUAAAUUAUUACUUUUAUCUUUUCCUUAA